This is a messenger RNA of Colletotrichum navitas, 801 nucleotides long. Its product is annotated as thiamine diphosphate-binding protein. Gene Ontology annotation, cellular component: cytosol; nucleus. The record is from RefSeq and is a predicted model, not a curated record. NCBI's taxonomy places the organism in Eukaryota, Fungi, Ascomycota, Sordariomycetes, Glomerellales, Glomerellaceae. The transcript is spliced from 7 exons. Bases 1 to 801 code for a protein of 266 amino acids. Gene Ontology annotation, molecular function: thiamine pyrophosphate binding; pyruvate decarboxylase activity.
AUGGUUAACUGUAUUAACCUAUCCCUUGGUGUUACCAACAGCAUCAUUGAUGAGACCAAUCCCUUAUAUUAUGGGCAGUACGCCGGAAUUGGCUCCGCGCUCAACACAAUCCAGCUCGUUGAGUCUGCCGAUUGUGUGCUUUGGCUGGGUAAUCUUCCUUCAGACUUCAACACAGGGAUGUUCUCUGAGCAUCUGAGUGACUUAGUUACUGUGAUUGAUUUCCAGCGAUUCUUCGUCAAGAUCGGCGAGGCAACAUACGAAGCCAAAAUCACUCAACUUCUCCCUAGGCUUGCUGAGGCCGUCAAGAGCAAAUUGCAUCUGCAGCAUCGAGGGGUUGAGGCCCAAUCAUCAAAGCGAUCUAAGCUUCCGCAGCCAGCUACCAUCGAACAGGACUGGCUUUGGGAUCGCUUCUCAUCCUUCCUUCAGCCAGGAGAUCUUGUCGUCACUGAGACUGCCGGCGCGUCAGUCGCCGCCAAGGAGAUGGGCACGUACAAACGGAUGGUGCUGAUCACGGGAGAGGGCAGCCUUCAGCUGAAGGUGCAGGCCUUUGCCAUCCUGAAUCGAUACGGCAUCCCGCCUACUGUCUUCAUCCUGAACAACGACGGAUACACCGUCGAACGCUACUUCAACGGCAUGGAUGCCGCGUACAAUCAAGUGCCUAAGUGGGACUAUUGUGCGCUCUUCAAGACCUUCGCUCCUGGUCUAGAAAUCAAAACCUUCAGGGUCAAAGGCUCUAUGGAGCUAGAUGCAUUGCUGUCGAACAAGGAAUUUCAGACUGCCAUGUACCCGCAGCUGACGUGA